CGAGUCAAGAUUGUUUCACUAACUUGAGGAUUCUUUCAUAGCAACGCUUAUUCUUUUCUUUAUAAUAAUUAAUUUCCAUACCGCUUUGUUUUAUAUUAAAACAAAAUUUAUUUUAUUAAACGGGAUGUUUUACUCUGAAGAAGAACUUUCGUUGUGUUAUCUUGUGUUUUAAUUUGAUAGACUGCCCAGUAACUUGUUGGUUAGUUAGUUGGGUAGACUUACAGAAGGAAUUCUAGAAAACAUGUGUUGUGUUACUAUAACAACGUUUAUGUGGAUGCAACUGUUAGCAGUUGUAUCUUCCGGAAGUCGGCUACGAAUAACCGAUGUAAACAAUAACGUUAUAGGAGACAAUGCGCCAUAUAAACUACAACAACAGACGGAACCGGAAACUCCGAACGUGCCAAGCUAUACACGUGGUGUACCAGACGAGCAACGCCUCAUGGUACACCUGUUUAAUGGCUAUGAGAGAACUGUACGUCCUGUGCGCAACGCCAGCACUCCGGUUGUUAUCAGGAUGGGUCUGACUUUGACACAGAUAUUUGAUAUGGAUGAAAAGAAUCAAAUUUUAGUCACAAAUGUUUGGUUGGACCAGGAGUGGGAUGAUGAAUUUCUUGUCUGGAAUCCGACUGACUUUGCCAACAUAUCUACAUUGAGGAUACCUUGUAACAAGCUCUGGUUGCCGGAUAUUGUCUUGUACAAUAAUGCAGCAGAGUAUACCGACGGUCUUAUGCCAGCUAACGCCAUGGUUCGUUACGAUGGUAACGUAUUCUGGCCAAUACCAACAAAACUUCAAAGUUCAUGUAAAGUAGAUGUCACAUAUUUCCCAUUUGAUAUGCAAACGUGUAAAAUGAAGUUUGGGUCAUGGACAUACGAUGGAUUUCAGGUCGAUAUAACAAACCGAACAGAAGAAGUUGACCUCAGUAAUUACGUCAACAAUGGAGAAUGGGAACUGAUUAGCAUCAAACCAGUUAGAAACGUCGUUACGUAUGCUUGCUGUAACGAACCGUUUCCUGACGUCACAUUCACCAUUCAUAUACGUCGACGUACGCUGUACUACAUGUACAACGUCAUUUUUCCAUGUAUAAUGAUGUCCGCUUUGACGUUACUUGUAUUUUGUUUACCACCGGACUCGGGAGAAAAGAUUGCUCUUGGUAUAACUGUGCUUUUGGCUUUUUCGGUGUUUAUGUUGGCUGUGGCAGAAAAUUUACCAGAAACGUCAGAAUUCGUCCCGCUUAUAAGUAUUUAUUUGACAAUCGUAAUGGCACUGACGUCAAUGUCCGUUAUCAUGACAGUGUUCGUGUUAAAUCUUCAUCAUAGAGGUCCAAACAAACAUACAGUACCGAACUGGCUCAAAAUUAUCUUACUCCAAAAAAUGUCCCCAUAUUUAUGUCUACAGGAAGGUAACAGCGAUAUAUCGCGGUUUAUUAAAACCGAAGAAAGCUUCAUAAAGAAUAUGUCUUUAAAGAUAACUUUAGAUAAUAUCCAGCAAGCUUUGCAAAAUGAGAUUACCCUCGAAAAUGCAGAGCAAUCACAAAAUAAUAUAUAUAGUUCACUGUGUAACAUAUCUGUUCAGCCGGAUAUGUCUGCUCAAUCAAAUAGUUCACCAGUAAUUGAACAGCAGACGACUUUCAACCCCGCCAACUAUGUGCUUAAUCACGCAAAGAACGCUUCUGGUGAACAUUCCCAAAGACAGCCAUGUAAUUUUAGUUACGACACAUUGAAACAUGAACUCAAAACUCAGUCCAGUGUCAGAUCACCAACGCAGUUGGCAGACGAAAUGUCACGUGACCCAACGAAACAACAAACAUCAUCGCAGAAUCGAAAUGACAACAAUCGGAGAAAUAAACGCCGAUCCAAUACCAAUUUAAGCAAAACAAAUGAGGAGAUUUUAAACUCUUUAAAAAGAAUUCUCGAGAAGCAUGAGAAAGAAGAUAGAGACUAUGAAGUUAUACAAGAAUGGCGUAGGGUGGCCCAAUGUGUUGACAGAAUCUUAUUUUUUAUCUUUCUAGUAGCCACUGUGUCAUCAACAUUAGCAAUCCUCGUAAUAGCACCGGCCACACAGUAACAGUUAUAACCAAUGGUCAGCCGGUGAGAUUACUGGUCUGAUGAAGCUCAAAUUACGCAAUAUUAUGCCAAAAGUGUUACGCAGAGGUAUGCUUUCAUUGUAUAUCGAAGGAGGAAACAGGUUACAUAAUUGAAAACAAUGAGUAAUAAUAACUUUGAUGGAAUAAACAUAUAUGAUAUUGAAGGUAAACAGUGACGUUACAUGCAGAACGGAGAUGAAUGAGGAAAAAAAGUGGAUACAUUUGUAUGUACAAUAAGUUUGGCAAUAUAUAUAUAAAUGUAUGUAUAGUUUGAUACAUGCUAGCAUGGGAAGCUUUAAAUGAAUCUGCAAAAGAAGGACUUAAACAUAUUUAAUGAAUAAGGAAGGCUUUCUCGCCUAUCUUUUUGUUUGAAAUACUGAUAGUCUAUCGGAUAAUAUUCAUAUCGACGUUUUGUAUAGACACACCCCUAUUUUGUGGUGGAGCAGCAUUUAUCAGUUUGUAAAUUUUUCUUAAAAGAAUGCUCAUUUAAGGUAUUUGUAAUGUCCGUAUGAAUAAUAACUACAAAACAAUAAGCAAACAGGAUUUAAAUGUUCAGAAAGUUAUUGCAUUAGAAUAAAAUAACUAAAAUAACACUGAAGCAACAAUGUCUCCUUGUUGGAUACCAGUCGACGAGUUUUUUUGUAAUGCCAUAGAACAUAACACGCUUUUUUGUCAGUUAUGUCGACAUGAAUAUUGUAGAAUAAGAAAAUAAAAAAUUGA
Messenger RNA from Ruditapes philippinarum (Manila clam), 2804 nucleotides. RefSeq names its product neuronal acetylcholine receptor subunit alpha-10-like. Gene Ontology annotation, biological process: regulation of membrane potential; monoatomic ion transmembrane transport; signal transduction. The record is from RefSeq and is a predicted model, not a curated record. The transcript has 8 exons. Bases 242 to 2065 code for a protein of 607 amino acids. Gene Ontology annotation, molecular function: transmembrane signaling receptor activity; acetylcholine-gated monoatomic cation-selective channel activity. Gene Ontology annotation, cellular component: synapse; neuron projection; postsynaptic membrane. Lineage: Eukaryota; Metazoa; Mollusca; Bivalvia; Venerida; Veneridae.